This is a messenger RNA of Pangasianodon hypophthalmus (striped catfish), 2057 nucleotides long. RefSeq names its product GTPase IMAP family member 9. Bases 153 to 1199 code for a protein of 348 amino acids. Lineage: Eukaryota; Metazoa; Chordata; Actinopteri; Siluriformes; Pangasiidae. The record is from RefSeq and is a predicted model, not a curated record. Gene Ontology annotation, molecular function: GTP binding. The transcript is spliced from 4 exons.
GCCACGUGACUGACCUGAGGCUCCUGUUGUGUGUAAAUGCUGCUCUGAGAGAGGAAACGAAACUGAUGCUUACCAUUCAGGGAAAACCAAACUGAGCCUCUGAGAGACAGUGUGCUCCACACAGCUGAGAGCCUCCGAGAUCCACGAGCACAAUGGCAGUUUCCAAAAGUGAGCUCACAGGACAAUUAAAGAAGUACAAGACCUGGCUGCUUUCGCCUAAACUGUUGGGAUGUUUGGUGGUUGUGGCAGCUUUUGGGAUUCAGAUUUUUAAGCAACAGAGCAGCUCUUCGAGUGAGCAAGUACAAGAAUUCAGUGAUGAGCUUCGGAUCCUGCUAAUCGGAAAGACAGGUGUGGGCAAGAGCGCAACAGGAAACACCAUUCUUGGAAAAAAGGCUUUUAAAUCUGAGAUCUCCUCUUCAUCUGUAACCACAUGGUGCGACAAAGCCCAUGGAAGUGUACAUGGCAGAAAAGUGUCUGUUAUUGACUCUCCAGGCCUGUUUGACACUCACUUAACUGCAGAAGAGGUGGUCAAUCGGAUUAAGCUGUGCAUUCCAUUCUCUGCUCCAGGACCUCAUGUCUUUUUAGUUGUGAUUCAGAUAGGUAGGUUUACAGAGGAAGAAGAACAAACAGUUAAGAUAUUUCAAGCAAUUUUUGGGGAAAAGUCAUCCAGUUACACUAUGGCUCUCUUCACUCAUGGAGAUCAACUGAAGGGGAAAAAUAUUCAUCAAUUUGUACGCAACAACACAAAGCUUUUGAGUUUCAUCAGGAAAUGCAAUGGUGGAUACCAUGUGUUCAAUAAUGAAGAUCAGAAUCCAGAACAAGUCAUCCAGCUCCUGGACCAGAUUGAUAAGAUGGUCACUGUAAAUGGUGGAGAACAUUACACUACAGAGAUGCUUCAGGAGGCCGAGAGAGCGAUAGAAGAAGAGAAACAGCGGAUCCUGAAAGAAAACGAAGCACAGAGACAGAAGGAGAUAGACGUGCUUAGGGUGAUGUUUGAAGGAGAAGACUUUACGAGAGAGAAAAAGAAGAAAACUGAGCAACAUGAAGAGGAAGCAAGAGAAAAGGCUGAAAAACGUUACUCUUAUUUUGAAAACUUUUUUCAGAUUUUAAUUGACAUUAUAUUGCGAUUUUUAGGGAUCAGACCACCAGCCCACAUUUCAAAUUUCCACUUUAGUAAUUUCCAUGGCAGUUUAAAAUAAUUACCCACUAAAGUUUCUACACUAGUGAUUUUAAAAUCACUCCAGAAUCAGUACCUGACCAGAAUAACAUCAUCACAAAUAGGUCUGAGUUCUUAAAACCCCCUUUAUAGUGAUAUGCACUUCCACAAGGGGCUAUUUGCUUUUAUAAAAUGGUGCCAAAAAUUUAAAUUAUUAUUAGUAAUAUUUGUUAUAAACAAUUCUUCCACCAUUCAAUGUGGCCAUGUCAACCAGGCGUUACUGUCAACCCUCUCAACAGAUAUAAUGUUAGGAGUAUAAGUAAAAAAUAAGCUUUGCUUUCUAAGCAACAGGAAGAUUAGAAUUCUACAGACAGAAUAAUGGCUUAAAUAUAACAGUUUUAUUGUUUAAAACCUGGUGCAUUAAUACAAAAUUCAAUUAUUGUGAUGCAUUCACAGGUGUGAGUAUAUCAAGGAUUUAACAAAAUGGAUCUGUUGUAGAAAAUUCAUAUUUACACAUGAGGCUGAUGCUUUUAUCUAAAGCAACUGACUGAUGGGAUACAACUGAGCAGAUGAGUACUAAGCACCUCAGUUCACUUUGUUGGUGCUGGAAUUUAAACACACAACCUCACUCCCUGACUUCUCUACCUACCUGUUGUAAUGGGCAGAUUUGAACCUACCUAGAACCUGCCUCAUUUAUGAGUGCUUCUUUAAGGACUUGUCUGGUUUCCUGGCCAUUUUCCUUUAAGGUUUCUCAAGGUCCUUCACCUCAAGGACUCUAUCAUUUAUGUUCUUCUUCCCCACUUUCUUAAGAUUAAGUAUCUAUGUUGUACUGACUUGCUUAGUCUUGUAUCUUCUAUCAAGGAGUUGUAUUUUUGUCAUUAAAGUUCCUACAUUUGCCUCA